GUGGCGGCGGCGCCUCUCUUCUCCCGCGGUCCCGCGCUCGACCACCGCGUCUCUCUCCCCGCCGCAGCCGCGACGCCCGGCGCCCCCGCGCAGCGCCCCAGCCAGCCUCCGGGCGGGAAGGAGCCGCUCGCUCUCGGGAAAGUGACAACAGGAUUCAUAAAAGUGAAGAAUUUUUAAAGGUGACACAAAGAGAAGGAAAAUGCCGAAACCAAUCAAUGUACGAGUAACCACAAUGGAUGCUGAGCUGGAAUUUGCCAUUCAGCCUAAUACAACUGGCAAACAACUUUUUGACCAGGUGGUGAAAACAGUUGGCUUGCGUGAGGUCUGGUUUUUUGGGCUGCAGUAUGUGGACAGCAAAGGUUAUUCUACGUGGCUUAAGCUAAAUAAAAAGGUGACACAGCAAGAUGUUAAAAAAGAGAAUCCUUUACAGUUCAAAUUUAGAGCUAAAUUCUUUCCUGAAGAUGUUUCUGAGGAAUUAAUUCAAGAAAUAACCCAGAGACUUUUCUUCUUGCAAGUUAAAGAAGCUAUCUUAAAUGAUGAGAUAUAUUGCCCGCCAGAAACUGCUGUUCUUUUGGCUUCCUAUGCUGUGCAAGCCAAGUAUGGAGAUUAUAAUAAAGAGAUUCAUAAACCAGGCUACCUGGCUAAUGAUAGACUCCUACCCCAGCGAGUUUUGGAACAACACAAACUGACAAAAGAACAGUGGGAAGAAAGAAUACAGAACUGGCAUGAAGAACAUAGGGGAAUGCUAAGGGAAGAUUCUAUGAUGGAAUACUUGAAGAUUGCACAAGAUCUAGAAAUGUAUGGAGUCAACUAUUUUGAAAUAAAAAACAAAAAGGGAACUGAAUUGUGGCUAGGCGUUGAUGCUUUGGGUCUGAAUAUUUAUGAGCAUGAUGACAAGUUAACACCUAAAAUUGGUUUUCCCUGGAGUGAAAUCAGAAAUAUUUCAUUUAAUGACAAAAAAUUUGUUAUAAAGCCAAUCGACAAAAAGGCACCUGAUUUUGUUUUUUAUGCACCUCGUCUGAGAAUCAACAAGCGGAUUUUGGCAUUAUGUAUGGGAAACCAUGAACUGUACAUGCGAAGAAGGAAGCCUGAUACCAUUGAAGUACAACAGAUGAAGGCUCAGGCUAGGGAGGAGAAACACCAGAAGCAGCUGGAGAGGGCGCAAUUAGAAAAUGAAAAGAAGAAAAGAGAAAUAGCAGAAAAAGAAAAGGAAAGAAUAGAACGUGAAAAGGAAGAGCUAAUGGAACGUCUAAGGCAAAUUGAAGAACAGACAAUGAAAGCCCAGAAAGAACUAGAAGAACAGACUCGAAAAGCUCUGGAACUGGACCAGGAACGAAAACGAGCGAAAGAAGAAGCAGAAAGGCUUGAAAAGGAGCGUCGAGCUGCUGAAGAGGCCAAGUCUGCUAUAGCAAAACAAGCUGCCGACCAGAUGAAAAAUCAGGAGCAGCUAGCAGCAGAACUUGCUGAAUUCACUGCCAAGAUUGCACUUCUAGAGGAAGCCAAGAAGAAAAAGGAAGAGGAAGCUACUGAGUGGCAGCACAAAGCUUUUGCAGCCCAGGAAGACUUGGAAAAGACCAAAGAAGAGUUAAAAACUGUGAUGUCUGCCCCCCCUCCACCUCCGCCACCACCGGUCAUUCCUCCGACAGAAAAUGAACAUGAUGAACAUGAUGAGAAUAAUGCUGAGGCUAGCGCUGAAUUAUCAAAUGAUGGGGUAAUGAACCAUAGAAGUGAGGAGGAACGUGUAACAGAAACACAGAAAAAUGAGCGUGUUAAGAAGCAACUCCAGGCAUUAAGUUCAGAAUUAGCCCAAGCCAGAGAUGAAACAAAGAAAACACAAAAUGAUGUUCUUCAUGCUGAGAAUGUUAAAGCAGGCCGUGAUAAGUACAAGACUCUGCGACAGAUUCGACAAGGCAAUACAAAGCAGCGUAUUGAUGAGUUUGAAGCAAUGUGAGAGCUGUUAUUUUGCAUACGUGUUCUUCAUAAGCUGAACCACCAACAGAGAAAAGCAGGCCUUUGCAGAUGUGAUGGAGUGCAUCCCACCUUGCCAAAGCACUUAUACCAGUUUGACUGUGGUGACUAAAAGACAUAUCUAAGGGGAACUCUUCCACAUUAAGGCAGUGUGAUAUCAUGUUUGGUUUUCCUUUUUUUUUGGGCCAGGGAAUGGAGAACAGUGUUCCAUCACCUUUCACGAUUUUCAUUUUCCAUUUUUUUUCUGUUGAAGAUUAACACUAAUUAUCACGUCUGACCAAUGUGUAUGUGUGAUUUAAGCACUUUGUAUGUUUCAAAGGAUGAUGGUUACUUAAUGAGUGUUUAGGUAGAGCACUCUGGUUUUCCUCGCCCCUCCCAUGUUUUAUCUGCACAUAUUUUCACAUUCUUUCUCAUUCAUAUUUUCUCAAUGUCUCCUUGUAUCUUGCCAUACCACCAUACAGAUCAUUGGUAGUGUUUAAAAUGAGGGUAGGUGACAGGGUGGACAGUGUUUGAUCAUUGUGAGAAAACAGAUAUCAAUCAUGAAGAGGAUUAGAAUGUUGAAUGGUGUAGUGUGCAGCUGGUGGCUAAGUUUUUAAAUCCCAAUUUAAUUACAUUAUUGGAUAUUUGAUGUUUGCUUACUUAAUUACAGUCAUCUUUGACAGCUGAAUUGAUUGGUGUUUCAUCUCCUGUCACCCUUUGGCUUUCUUUACUUACCAAUUCACAAAGGUGUAGACAGCAGGUAGUAGGUCCCUAGGAAAAUUUAUUGAUGAAACGUUAUCUGCAAAUAACAGUCAUCUUUGAAAGAUUUAAAAGUUUUGUUCUUUCAUAGAUUGAUUUAGACAAAGAGAUAUUUAAUAAAAGAAAAUAUCAUUUGUUGGUAAUUGAUUAUAAUCAUUAAAAAGAACUUGGACCUUUCUGGAAGGGCAGCCUAUGAAAACAUUAGUCCCAGAGAAGGGACAAUAAAUACUACCUCACUACUACACCUGUGAUGACUGGUUGUUCAAACACAACAGAGAGUGUCAGCUGUAUGUUUUAUAAUACAUAGUGAUGCUUUCAAUCAUGAAGGAAUAUUUUUGAGAUUUCCUUUUAUCUUCAGAAUAUCUUAGAGUGCUAAAUUUUUAACUGCCUUUUUGUUGAGCUGAAUUGUGGGACUUUGUACUAAAAUUGUAAGCUCUUGCUGGUAUACUAUCUUCCUGGAGGGGUGUUGUAUGCCUGAGGAAGUAAGAGUGUGUGUGUGUGUGUGUGUGUGUGUGUGUGUGAGAGUGUGUGAGAGAGGGAGAGAGGUUUCCCUUGUAGCAUGUGAAGAAUGUCUGUACCUUCAUUUCCUGAUGUAAUUGUUACAUAAUCAUUUUAGCAUAUUUGAUUUCUAAAUCAUUGUGCUUAUUUUUUUCAAUCUCUAACUAAGAAUACUUAAAUUUGUUUUUUCAAACCUAUUUUAGAAAUUAUAAUGUUAGGUUAUAUUAAGCUCAAUUAUGUCUUACAAGGAAAUCUUUCCUGUUUGAAAGAUGUUCUAAUACUCACGUGUUCUAACAUUUUCUUUAUUGUAAAAUAUCUAGAUUUGGAGAUAAGGAAAGCCUUGUUUUCUCUGGGUGGUUCAGCUACUUUCCAUUUGGUAUUAUGCACUCAAAUUUACAUUUAUCUAUUAAAAUUGCCAUUUUGUUAAACAUUUUUCAUGCACAGUAGAUCCAACUUGUGUCUGAAAAUAUCUCUUGUGCUUUUUUGAUUUUGCUGACUUUAAAAGGAUUAAUCUGGGCAGACAUAAUGAAAAGGAAAGGUUGCAUUUAAUAUAUUUUUUGGACUUUGUAGGACAAAAGAUAACUGGUUACCCUUGAAGUGACUGUUGUACGGUGGUUGUGCACAUGCUUCAAAAUACUGUGGAAGAGAAUGUUUCUGCUUGCAGCAUGCUAGAGGACUAGAGGGUGAACGCUGCUGUUGAUGCUUUCAAGCCUGUGUUCACUUUUCCAGAGCGUUAAAACAAUUGCCAUAAAGGGGAAAACUUGGACUUCCGUUGGAUUUUUAUUAAUUUUCUUCAUUUUGAAUUGUGUGCACUACCAUUGUCACAUCAGUGUGAUAUCAGUGUUGAAAAAUUACCAGUUAUAUUUGCUGUUUAUAAUCUAUUUGUAGAUUAGGAUUAAAAUGGAUUUAAUCCAUUUUUAAAGCUGUGUGAAUUUUUCUAAACAGGAACAACUAUUUGCAAUAUAGGUUUUCAUAGUGAUUAAACCAAUUAUAACUUUUAUUAUUAGCAAUUGAGAGCACAUGUUCAUAUAGCAAUGUAAAAAUAUAUUAAUGAGUAUUUGGUAAAUUCCAACAGGCUUUUACCAUUAGCAUAAUUUUGUGUUGUACAAUUAAGUUACAAUUACAUCUAUAAUUUUGGAUAACAUUCAUUGGUUAACAAUAAAGUGACAAAAGCUCAUGCCUUCGAGGUCCACUGUUGUUAUUUAACAUGGAUUUCUUGUAUAUUUCCUGAAAGUUAUAAUCUCUGUUAGACUUAUGAAUCAUCACAUCUUAAAAAUGAGAAGUGGAUAGGGAAAAUGUCAAAAUCUUCAUAGAUUUACUCUUUUCCCCCAGAUUAUAUCUCUUUUGGUAUGGAAGUAAUACCGAUUGUUAGUUCUGCGGAAAAAUUAAUUAAAUUAAAUUGACUCUCUUGAUAACAUAAAAUCAGUUAAGAUUUCCAAUUAUUGCUUUUAUUUUAUAGUGUUUAGUUUCUUUUUCCUAAGGAAAAUAGUUUCAUUGUUCUUGAUUAAUCUUGCUAUUAAAAUGCUAAUGUUCUUUAACGAACUGUAUACUAAGUGCAUUUACUUAAAUACGUAUUCUUACUUCAAAGCUACGUUACAGAGCAGUUAGCAUAAUUUUAGAAGUUAAUUCUCUUUGUAAAAGCUUUUUACUAAUUUUUAACAUAAAGAUCAUUCUUAAACAAAGUGAUAAAUCUAUUCUGAUAGUAAAAGCCAGGUAUCUUCUCAGUUUAUAGUAAUAUUUACGUAUCACUUUAUUAUUUCUAUUCCCAAAGGCAAGUAGUGUUUUCUUUACUCUGAUCCUAUCAAAAAAGUAAAGGGAAUUUUAUGUAAGAUUUUGCCUUAUAUGUCUUUUAUAUCUCAGUUUUUCCUUAACUAGAAUUACCACUUACAAAGUUAUCUUAGACUGUAUUGGAACUCACUCCUGAUCGUCAUUAGAAAAGAGUUUCAAUAUUAAUAUUGUGAUUAAAAAUAAAAAAUGCCCACCACUUUCUGUCUCAGUUUUGAUUACCUUGUUGAUGGGUGAUGUUUUCAGAAAUGAAGAUAAUAUAAAAAAACUUUUUAGGUCCAAAAGCAUCUCAUUCUGUCUAUACAUGAUGAAAACAAUCUUUAAAAUCUAAAGCUUAAGUAUACAGAAUUUCUGCCUUUAGCAUUGAUUUACUGAACUGAUUAGUAAACCAAAGUUUAGAUAUCUUUAUUAAGAACAAGGGAGGGGCUGGCCUGGUGGCAUGGUGGUUAAGUUCACACUCUGCUUUCGUGGCCUGGGGUUCGUGGAUCUGGAUCCU
This is a messenger RNA of Equus quagga, 5485 nucleotides long. It is a transcript of the gene RDX, whose product is annotated as radixin. The transcript has 14 exons. The coding region runs from base 200 to 1951 and encodes 583 amino acids. Gene Ontology annotation, biological process: regulation of cell shape; regulation of organelle assembly; positive regulation of protein localization to early endosome. Gene Ontology annotation, cellular component: plasma membrane; apical part of cell; filopodium. NCBI's taxonomy places the organism in Eukaryota, Metazoa, Chordata, Mammalia, Perissodactyla, Equidae. The record is from RefSeq and is a predicted model, not a curated record. Gene Ontology annotation, molecular function: actin binding; cell adhesion molecule binding.